Odocoileus virginianus texanus is the source of this 1787-nucleotide messenger RNA. It is a transcript of the gene TPD52L3, whose product is annotated as TPD52 like 3. Gene Ontology annotation, cellular component: cytoplasm. The record is from RefSeq and is a predicted model, not a curated record. Lineage: Eukaryota; Metazoa; Chordata; Mammalia; Artiodactyla; Cervidae.
CUCCGCCGCCUUCAGGCCGGAAGUCCGACCUCCACCACCCCAACCCAACCUACCCUACCCUCCAGCCAUCCCCCCCUCCCCCGCCCGCAACCCUAGCCAGAAGUGGACCCUAUAAACCAAGGCAUCUAGUCCGCAGCCAGGACAUUCACUCAUUGGCCAAGGCAUCCGUUCUACCAGCCAAGACAUGGAUCCUUCCUGCCUAGAGUCCCACCCCACCCUAGAGUCUGACCCGGAAGGCCUAGACUUCAACUCUGCUGGCCAAUACUGUUUCUCCUCUGGUCACGAGUUCGACUGUCUCUACCAAGAACUGGACCUGGACUCUCUUAAUGAAGAUCUUUCUCAGUCUAUGCCAGACGCCUUGACAGAGACCUCUGCAGGCCCUUAUGAAUCCCACUCGACUGCCAAACCAGAGGAUCUUACUGAGGCAGAGCAAAAGGAGCUCAAAUCUGAGCUCGCUGAACUGGAGGCAGAAAUUGUAACACUACGCCAAGCACUGGCAGCCAGAGAAAGACGCUGCGUGGAGCUCAAGAGGAAGCUGGGUCUUACGGCCUUAGUGGGGCUGAAGCAGAAUCUGUCCAAGAGCUGGCACGACGUUCAGGUCUCCAACGCCUACAUGAAACAAAAGACGUCAGCUGCCCUGUCCACCAUGAGCUCUGCCAUCUGCAGGAAGCUUGGAGACAUGAAGAAAUCAGUCACAUUCAGACCCUUUGAAGGUCUUAUGGGGACAAUCAAGUCCAGAGUCGCAGGUUAAACCACUUGGAGUGUGUGGAGAUCCAUUUUCUUAACUCAGAUUUAUUAGAAAAUAGCAUGAAGUAAAACUUUCUGCUAAUCCUUCAUUGAGGAUUCAGUCCCAGGGUGGCAAGAAUGAAGGGAAAAAGCAAAGAUGGCAAAGAAGAAGAAAAAGGUAAAUAGACUCUUUCUUGUAUUUACUGAGCUCACUAGACCUUUAAAAGAGACUUCACAAGUUGUUUGGUAACGUAGGAUAACUUCAGGAAGUCAUUUUUGGAAUUAUUGCAUUUUGGAAUCUUUGAAGGGCAAGAAAUUUAUCUUUCAGCUCUUUUUCCUUGUCCGGUUUCCCAUAGGACAUUAACUCAGUGCUGUUCUUGCCAUGUAAAGACAAAGAGAUUUUGAUACUUCCUAUUGGGGACUGGAAGAAAAGCAUUUAUUAACCAAUACUUGCAUGGCAAAUGCCAGAGGAUAAAUUGAUAUGAUUUUGUAAAGAUAACCAUAUCCUGCCCACUAGCCAUCACUGGGACUGUCACCAGACUGGAUGAAUGGGGACUCACCAUCAUCCACCAUGAUCCAUAUGGUUUUGAGAGAACAUAGAAGUGAACUGAAAGGGAAUAUGAUGGGUACCACCAUCCCCGCAUCCUUCCAGUCCAAGAGUAGCACGAAUUACUGCAAUCUUUCCUCAGAUGAGACAUUUGUUUCUAAUUUACAUUCUUGAAUGGGAGGGUGGGAAUGGUCAGUUUCUGGAACUUCCACUUAGCUAUUCUAAAAAUAAUGGUCCUUAGUCUACAUAGUGGAGGGAAGAUAUCUGAUAUAAGAUAUAAGAGUUCUGAUAUCUAUUCCAGUUGACACCUACUCCUUUUAUAUACUCAAGGACUAGGGAAAUAACCACAGACUAUAGAGCAAGUCUGCUGACUCAAUUGUCCUACUGAAUUGGACUUGGGCUAAUACCCCGUUUAUCAUCUGGCUACUGUAACUUCUGCUCUAACUAGAAGACCAGGAUAGCAUUUUGGGUCUCCUAAUAUCAGUGUUGGGCUUCCCUAGUGGCUCAGAUGGUA